AUCCCUCCCGACUCAGCUUGUCAGCUGAGACCGGCCCGCCACAACGGCUCUUUCCUUACACUGCAUCCCGUAUUCAUGCGGAACGACUACGCCCAGCGGCGCCGUGGUCCUACUAAAGGCUAUCUGGUCGCCGCGGGGCUCACUGAUCUGGCGCCCAUGGCGAAGGCUGUUGGCAUGCGUCCAUUUUAUGACAUUUUUGAGUUGAGGGGCGUGGGAAGGCGGCGGCCCGCCGGCGGUAGUGUUCGCCUUCAAGGGUGUCAGGGUACGGCUAGGCCGAAGGCAAUAGUACAGAGUGAUGGGGAGUAACGGGCGUCCCU
This is a messenger RNA of Pseudomassariella vexata, 317 nucleotides long. RefSeq lists its product as uncharacterized. Lineage: Eukaryota; Fungi; Ascomycota; Sordariomycetes; Amphisphaeriales; Pseudomassariaceae. The transcript has a single exon. The coding region runs from base 76 to 306 and encodes 76 amino acids. The record is from RefSeq and is a predicted model, not a curated record.